Phanerochaete carnosa HHB-10118-sp is the source of this 609-nucleotide messenger RNA. RefSeq lists its product as uncharacterized. NCBI's taxonomy places the organism in Eukaryota, Fungi, Basidiomycota, Agaricomycetes, Polyporales, Phanerochaetaceae. The record is from RefSeq and is a predicted model, not a curated record. Bases 1 to 609 code for a protein of 202 amino acids. Gene Ontology annotation, molecular function: carbon-sulfur lyase activity. The transcript is spliced from 4 exons.
AUGUCACAGGAGCACAGUCGUGUGAAGCCCAACGCACAUCCAGAGGCGGAAGUGCGCGAGGGCGAACACUCGACCAUCCCCCAUCCACCCCCAGAAGACCGUCAUGAAAAACUACGCUACAAGCCUACGCCAGAUACUGGUUGGACUGCUCCCAUCCCCAGCCGGCAAGGCGGUGAUACUGAGCACGACUUUCUAACCAAACCACCAUACAGCUGGACGAGUGACAAGUUCGUCCCUAAAUACUUCAGUGAAUGCUGGUGCGGUAAUGUCGCCUUCGAGUUUCACGGGGAUCCUGUGGACGCGAAACACUGCCACUGUCGUCAAUGUCAGCAUCUCCAUGGCGCGCCCUUCCAAUGGGCUGUUAUCUUUCCAAAGACAUCCGUGAGGAUGAUCAAGAACGAAGACAAUAGCCUGCACUUCUUCAGUACUACUAAAAGAUCCGACGAACAUCACGUCCCCUGCAAGGUGUCGUGCGACCAGUGUCGCUCGCCUAUUUUUGACGAGGGUCGUAACACAGUCCUGGCGUAUCCAAGCUCAUUCAAGUUCGAAGAUGGCAAGGUGCCCAAGGAUUUCCACCCCACGGCACAUAUAUUCUACAAAGAACGGUGA